AUGUCGUUCAACCCGCGCAUGUCCAUCAUCCCGCCCAACCAGCACCGGGCGGGGCGGCAGAAAGAGGCACCAGAGCUGCUGGUACGACUGACGGACAAGGAGAUCGUAGCGUGUGUGGCCGACAUGGGGAUCCCGUUCACGGUGGCAGACCUGCAGAAGCCGAAUCCGCUGCUGGUGCAGAAGAUCUUUGAGUGGUUUGCGGAGGAGCUGCUGAACGUGACGCGCGAGACGGUGGAGCCGGCGAUGCGGGCGGCAGCCGAGGAGGUGUGCGGCACGGACUAUGGCGAUGCGCUGAUGCCGCCGGAUACCCGCUGUCUGAUGGGCUUCUGCGCGUCGCUGCGCGUGCUGCUAGACGAGUGCUGCGUGCGCGACUUUGGCUUUGCAGACCUGUACCGGCCGACAUACGAGCGGCUAGUCAAGAUUCUGAGCUACCUGAUCAACUUUGUGCGCUUCCGCGAGGGCCAGGGACACAUUGUCGAGCAGCACGCCGGCCGCGGCAGCGUGGCGCGGGCGCGGGCCGAGCAGCUCUACAGCGACAACCAGGGCCUGGAGGAGAAGCUGGCGGCGAUGCAGCGACGGCGGCAGGCGGCGGAGGCGCAGGUGCGCGACAAGAUGCAGCGCAACGACGAGCUGAAGCGGCGGCUGGUCGAGCUGCAGCGCAGCCAAAAGCAGGUGGGCGCACGUUUGGACGAAGCACGUGACCGAAAAAAGCAGCUGGUCGACCAGCUCGAGACGCGCACGCAAACGCGGCUGGUCCUGCGCCAGGACAGCGCCAAGCUGCAGCCGUACGUGUUGCAGAGCCCGUCGACGCUGCAGACGGUGCUGGCAGACCUCUCGGCCACGCUGGCCGCCAACCGCGCCCAUUUGGAGGCGCUCGAGCGGCGGGCCCGCGCGCUGCAGACGUCGGCCGACUCGUUUGGCGUCGUUACGGCCGACGUAGCCGCCUGUAUUCGACUGUUGGAAGAGAUCGGCACCGAGCUCGCGCGCGAGGACGACGACAACGCCAAAAAGUCCCGCCAGCGCGACGCCCUCACCGAACGUGGCGCCGACGUCAAGGAGGUCGAGCGCGCCGAGACUAUGCUGCAGAAGCAGCUCGCCAAGUGGAACGAGCGCACCGACCGGUUGCGUGAGCUCAGCGCCGCCAAGGCCGCUGAGGCCCGCGACAAGAUGGAAGAUCUCAAGGCCGUCCACCGCACCCUCAACGAAGAGCGCGCCGAAAAGGGCCGUGACAUGGAGAAGCGCCGCGUCCGCAUCGAGCAGACCGAGAAGAAGAUGCUCGACCUCAAGGAGAACAUUGAGAACGAGGUCCACAACGCCUACGACGAGUAUCUCAAGAUGGAGUCGCAUAUCAAGCUGUACAUCACCGAGAUGGAGCAGGCCAUCUGA
Messenger RNA from Grosmannia clavigera kw1407, 1386 nucleotides. RefSeq names its product kinetochore protein nuf2. Bases 1 to 1386 code for a protein of 461 amino acids. Gene Ontology annotation, cellular component: kinetochore; Ndc80 complex. The transcript has a single exon. Gene Ontology annotation, biological process: mitotic spindle organization; attachment of mitotic spindle microtubules to kinetochore; meiotic chromosome segregation. Gene Ontology annotation, molecular function: protein-containing complex binding. The record is from RefSeq and is a predicted model, not a curated record. NCBI's taxonomy places the organism in Eukaryota, Fungi, Ascomycota, Sordariomycetes, Ophiostomatales, Ophiostomataceae.